This is a messenger RNA of Alternaria novae-zelandiae, 1593 nucleotides long. RefSeq lists its product as uncharacterized. Gene Ontology annotation, molecular function: carbohydrate:proton symporter activity. Gene Ontology annotation, cellular component: membrane. The record is from RefSeq and is a predicted model, not a curated record. NCBI's taxonomy places the organism in Eukaryota, Fungi, Ascomycota, Dothideomycetes, Pleosporales, Pleosporaceae. The transcript has 9 exons. Gene Ontology annotation, biological process: carbohydrate transport; transmembrane transport. The coding region runs from base 1 to 1593 and encodes 530 amino acids.
AUGGGUUUCAUGCUCAAGCCCCCGCCAGACACAGCUGGUAAGGCAUGGCCUGCCAUUGUAAUUGGUCUCUUCGUCGCCUUUGGUGGUGUCCUCUUCGGAUAUGACACAGGUACCAUUUCUGGCAUUAUUGCCAUGGACUAUUGGAAGAAAGAAUUCUCCACCGAACCAGAUCUCAGUAUCACAGCAGCUCAGGACUCUCUGAUCGUCUCCAUUCUCUCAGCUGGUACCUUCUUCGGUGCUUUGACGGCUGCGCCAUUUGGUGAUCUACUUGGUCGCCGCCUCGGUUUGAUGGUUUCUGCCGGUGUCGUCUUCAACCUCGGUGUCAUUCUGCAGACGGCCGCGACAGCGCAACCAUUGUUCAUUGCCGGUCGUUUCUUCGCCGGUUAUGGCGUUGGUCUUAUCUCAGCUUUGAUUCCCAUGUACCAGAGUGAGACCGCGCCAAAAUGGAUUCGCGGAACGAUCGUAGGAGCUUACCAGCUUGCCAUCACGAUUGGAUUGCUGCUUGCGGCUAUUGUAAACAAUUCGACUAAGGACCGCAAUGACUCUGGAUCUUACCGUAUUCCAAUCGCGGUGCAAUUCCUAUGGUCUAUCGUUCUUGUCGGCGGACUUUUCUUCCUGCCAGAGACACCGAGAUAUCUCAUCAAGAUGGACCGAUACGAGAAGGCUGCCGACAGUCUCGGCAAGCUACGCCGUCUUCCGGUCGAUCACCCAGCUAUCGUUGAGGAACUGAACGAGGUCCAGGCCAACCAUCUUUACGAGAUGUCGUUGGGAAAGUCUACAUACGCCGACUGCUUCAAGGGAACGCUGGGCAAGCGUCUCGUGACUGGAUGCCUACUGCAGUCGCUGCAACAGCUUACUGGUGUAAACUUCAUCUUCUAUUACGGUACCCAAUACUUCCAGAACGCCGGUUUCCAAGACCCCUUCAUCAUCCAGGUCAUCACCAACUGCGUCAACGUCGCAUCCACAUUCCCGGGUCUCUACAUGGUUGAACGACUCGGUCGACGCAACCUUCUUCUCCUCGGAGCGAUAGGCAUGUGCGUGUGUCAGUAUAUCGUCGCGAUCACAGGAACGGUAGCCGGCACAUCCGAUCUCGCAGCUCAACGUGCCGCCAUCGCUUUCGUGUGCAUCUACAUCUUCUUCUUCGCCAGCUCCUGGGGUCCAGUCGCUUGGGUUGUGACCGGCGAGCUGUACCCGUUGAAGGCACGCGCCAAAUGUCUUUCCAUGACCACAGCAUCCAACUGGUUGCUCAACUGGGCAAUUGCCUACUCAACCCCGUACAUGGUCGACGAAGACCACGCAAACCUGGCAUCUAAGGUCUUCUUCGUGUGGGGUUCAUUCUGUUUCGUCUGUAUCGCCUUUGUCUGGUUCAUGAUCUACGAGACCAAGGGCCUCAGUCUCGAACAAGUCGACGAACUCUACGGCAUCGUCAGCAAAGCGUGGAAGUCGCAGGAAUUCCGUCCUGCUGUCCAGUUCGCCGAAAUCGAUCCCAAGGGUGGACACGACAUAAAUCUGGGCGAGGUGGCGCAGAACCAGGAGAGGAAGAGGAGUGUGCAGCACGAUGAGGCUGUCGCAGUGCCCAAGAUUGAGACUUAG